Molecule: messenger RNA, 1611 nt
Organism: Nannizzia gypsea CBS 118893
Lineage: Eukaryota; Fungi; Ascomycota; Eurotiomycetes; Onygenales; Arthrodermataceae
Product: cAMP-independent regulatory protein pac2
Exons: 1
Coding region: 1-1611 (536 amino acids)
Molecular function (GO): DNA binding
Source: RefSeq, a predicted model, not a curated record
AUGGGCAACGGCUCUGCGGCCGUCCUCGAGCCGACGUACACGGGCUACGUCGCCUCGACUCACGACGCCCUCAUCCUCUUCGAAGCCUGCCUCACGGGCGUCCUCCACCACGUCCCCCGCCGCCCGCACGACCGCGAGCGCGCCCAGCUCGUCCGCUCUGGCUCCGUCUUCAUCUACGAGGAGAACGCCUCGGGCAUCAAGCGCUGGACCGACGGCGUCACCUGGAGCCCCUCGCGCAUCCUCGGCAACUUUCUCGUCUACCGCGAGCUCGACAAGCCCUUCCCGCCCGGUGAGAAGAAGCGCGCCGUCAAGAAGGGCAGCAGGCGGCCCACGCAGUCCGGCAGGGCCGGCGAGCCAUACCCGCGUCUGCAGGACAAUGGCACUCCUGUUAAUGGCAGUGUUGGCUCGGUCGCCAGCGUGACCGGCUCUGCCUACUCCCCCGGCGCUCCCUCCCCCAUUGGCGCUGCCACGGGCGGCCAUGGAGGUGGUGGUCCCCCCGGCGGGCCUGUCUCUGGCAACGGCACCGGCUUUGCUCCCGAGCGUGGCCAGCAGUCGGAGCUCGAACGCGCCCUCGUCGGCUCCCUCGUCGACUCCUACGGCUUCAAGGACUCUGGACUUGUCAAGAAGACCAUGAGCGUUACUGUCUCCGGUGUCACCCACCAUCUCGUCUCCUACUACAGCGUCGACGAUGUCAUGCGCGGCGCCCUCAGCCCGCCCAGCAUGGUCGAGUCGCUCAGAUACAUCCGCCCUCGCCAGGAACUCACCACCAAGCAGAGCUUCCGUGCCCCCAUCGAGGACCCGGACCAGCCCAGCCUGGACGACGGUGACCCUUCCCAGUCCCUCUACGGCUACCGUCCCAAUCCCGCCGCUGCGGCUGCCAUGGUGCCCCAGUACGGCAUGCCCCAGAGCACCGGCUACUACGCCAUGCCUCCCCAGCCGCCCUACUCCUCGCACCACCACCAGCAGCACCAGCAGCACCCUCCUCCGCAUCAGCAGCACCCACAGCAGCACCACCAACAUCCCUCGCACCAGCAGCAGCAGCAUCAACAGCACCACCAACAUCCUUCACACCAACAGCAUCCUUCGCAGCAGCCCCCACCGCCGUCCGUGCCCGGCUACGGAGUCGCGCCACCACAGCAGAACCCUUAUCUGCAGCAAAGUCCCGCAACCGCGGCCUCAGAUCUGCCCUCCAAGUCGGAGGAGUACGCUUCCUACCGCGGGCCCUCAGCUGCCGCCGCCUACCAGAAUGCCGCCGCGGCCGCUGCUGCUGCUGCCUAUCCACCCUCCUCGGCCGCUGCCUCUGCCGCUCCUCACAUCUACCGCACCCCAAGCAUACCAACCAGGCCGGGCCCCUCCGACAUGCCGCCCACCUCGCUCGACCCAGCCGGCUCUCCCAACGCGUCCACCCACUUACUCUCGCGCAAGCUUCAGCCUGCCCGGCUCCAUAGACUCCAAGCCCGGCCAACCACAGACCUCUCCCCAGCAGCAGCAGGCCCCUCCCCCCCAGCAGCAACAGUCUCAGCAGCAGCCACCGUCCCAGCAGCAGCAGCAACAACUCUGGACAGGUCACCAUAUCCACCCUCUUCCGCCAGACGCGAAUCAGGUUACUAA